ACCUGAUAUAAACAGAUCCCGCAUUUUCUUUGUGAUUUCCUAAUAUUUUUUAGAAACGUGACGUUUUAUUAAAUGUAUAAUUUACUUUGGACAAUAUUGUUUCUUUGUAGUGUUUCUAGUUAAUUUUCUCAUUGUAGCCUGCACCUUCAGAAAAAUUGGUCAGUGAUGGAACACAUGCCAAAGAUCUUUAACGUUUUCCUUGCGGACAAGGCGUUUUGCAGGAAACCUUCAUCUGGUACAUUGCAGUUGACAGGAACACGCAGUGUUUUUACUGAGGAUGCAUCAGGGCUUCGUAAAGAAACAUGGAUCCUGCACAGUUUAGUGUGUCUGGUGGAGAGGCAGGCCCCCAUGGACAGUGGGCACCCACUACGGAUUCACUGCAAGAACUUUCAGGUCCUUCAGUUCAUCAUCCCCCAGGAGACGGACUGCCAUGAAGUGCACAUGUCCCUCUUACGCCUCUCUCAACCAGAGCGAUAUGAAGAGCUCUACUGUUUCUCCUCCAACCCAAAGUCAGACAAAGAUGAGAGCGCCUGCAAGUGGAACUUUAUAGAUGCCAGAGUUGAUUACCAUCGAAUGGGAAUUCCUAAUCAACUAUGGCAUACCACCUCCACUAAUCAAGAUUACAGAGUGUGUGAAACUUAUCCAGCUGACCUCUAUGUACCCAAAUCAGCAACCCUACCAGUUAUCGUUGGGAGCUCAAAGUUUCGAAGCAGAGGUCGUUUUCCCACGCUUUCCUACUACUGCAAAGAAACCCAUGCUGCCCUCUGCCGCAGUAGCCAGCCCCUGUCGGGCUUCAGUGCCCGCUGCCUGGAGGAUGAGCAGAUGCUGGAGGCCAUCAUGAAGUCCAACCCUGGCAGCCAGUUCAUGUACGUGGUGGACACAAGACCAAAGUUGAAUGCAAUGGCAAACCGGGCAGCAGGAAAAGGCUAUGAGAAUGAGGACAACUAUGCCAACAUCAGGUUUCAGUUCAUGGGUAUCGAGAACAUCCAUGUGAUGCGAAACAGUCAGCAAAAGCUCCUGGAAGUGUCUGAGCUUCAAUCUCCUUCCAUGGCGGAUUUUCUCUUGGGCCUUGAGAAUUCGGGGUGGUUGAAACACAUCAAAGCUAUCCUGCUCGCUGGUGUCUUCAUAGCCAAGGCCGUGGCAGUUGAAGGUGUAAGUGUCCUGGUCCACUGUUCGGAUGGUUGGGACAGGACAGCUCAAGUGUGCUCCGUGGCCAGUGUCCUUCUAGACCCCUUCUAUAGGACACUGAAGGGCUUCAUGGUGCUGAUUGAAAAAGACUGGGUCUCUUUUGGACACAAAUUUUCCCACAGAUGCAGUCACCUCCAUGGCGAUCCCAAAGAAGUUGCACCAGUCAUUGACCAGUUCCUGGAGGCGGUGUGGCAGCUGAUGGAGCAGUUCCCCUGUGCCUUUGAGUACAACGAGAGGUUCCUCAUCUCUCUUCAUCAUCACAUCUACGCCUGUAACUAUGGUAACUUCAUCUGCAACAGCCAGAAGGAGAGAAGAGAUGAAAGAAUUCAGCAGAAGACUCACUCCAUUUGGCCUUACCUCUGGGAGAACAAAUCCGAAUUCAUGAAUCCCCUCUACAGGCCAGACCGCAGCCAGUCUCAGGGAGUUCUAUGGCCAAAUACUGCCCCCUACUGCCUCAAGUUCUGGAGGGGCUUGUACAAUCGCUUUGAUAAGGGAGUUCACCCACGCCAGUCUGUGAUUGAUUGCCUGAUGGCCAUUAGAGAGGAAUCCCAACAAUUGGAAGAAGAGCUGAUUCUCCAUGGACAGAGAAUUGCAAAGUUGGAAAAGGAGCGAGGCACGUCCAUGAAGAGGCAUUCGGUUGUGAGCAGCACAGACAUCUGGGUUCAGUCGGACCUGGACCUAGAUCACUUGUGUGGCAGCAUGCGUGCACUUCCUCUCAUCAGCUUUGGUCAACAGAGGGGGUCAGAUGGCGCACUGUUGGUCCGGCCCAGGGACUCCAGCAAAGGGUCUGACCUGGACCUGUCUGGCAGUGACCAGGAGUCAGGGGUGGGCGACCUAAACUGCCGACUGUCCAGUGGCAGCGAGUCGCUACCAAGUGAGGACAUCAUCAAGAACCCAGAUUUGGCUGAAGCAAUCUAUUCUGUUGCCUAAAUCCACUGUAUGAAUGGUGAAGUUGGUGUGGCGUAUUUCUGCAAUCAUUUUCAAUGGCCAGCACAGUAACAGGCCAUUUGAAUUGUUCAAUAUUAUUUCAAGGUAUAGUAAAAUAUCAUUGUGAUCUGUGUUGGUAAUGUUAAUUAAAGGUUCCUCAUGUUAACGGUUCUGCACACUGACCAGUGCAUGUUCCACAAUUAAAUUAUAUGCAAAUA
This is a messenger RNA of Sardina pilchardus (European sardine), 2333 nucleotides long. It is a transcript of the gene mtmr7a, whose product is annotated as myotubularin related protein 7a. Bases 166 to 2118 code for a protein of 650 amino acids. Gene Ontology annotation, cellular component: membrane; cytoplasm. The transcript has 14 exons. Gene Ontology annotation, biological process: phosphatidylinositol dephosphorylation. Gene Ontology annotation, molecular function: phosphatidylinositol-3,5-bisphosphate phosphatase activity; phosphatidylinositol-3-phosphate phosphatase activity. NCBI's taxonomy places the organism in Eukaryota, Metazoa, Chordata, Actinopteri, Clupeiformes, Clupeidae. The record is from RefSeq and is a predicted model, not a curated record.